Gastrolobium bilobum is the source of this 2307-nucleotide messenger RNA. RefSeq lists its product as uncharacterized. The transcript is spliced from 5 exons. Gene Ontology annotation, molecular function: catalytic activity; nucleic acid binding; zinc ion binding. The coding region runs from base 1 to 2307 and encodes 768 amino acids. Lineage: Eukaryota; Viridiplantae; Streptophyta; Magnoliopsida; Fabales; Fabaceae. The record is from RefSeq and is a predicted model, not a curated record.
AUGAAUCCAGCCACCGGUCGUUUGCACUCAACUGAAGAGGAGGAUAAUCUCCAACGAAGCGUGAAAAAGAGUAAGGGAGGCGAUGGCAAGUUCUCCAAAAGUAAUUCAGAAGAUAAGGAACCUCCUACAGAAGACCUAAUUUUGGAGGACCAACCAGAAACACCAGAAGUGGUUAGGGAAGAGGAUGCGGAUGGUAAAGUGAAUUUCAAAUUGUCAGACUCCUUCAAGAAGAAAGCCUGGAAGCCUUGGCAUCAGUCCUUUUUCGUGAAAUUGAUGGGGAAAAAAGUCUCUCUUGCCUUUAUGAAGAAGAAGAUGGAGAAUUUGUGGGCACGGCAAUGUAAGGUCCAUGGGUCAAUUUUUGAUCAUUAUCUAGCCAUUAGGUCUUGGGAACCUGAUUUCCAUCCCUAUCAGGCCUCUAUUUCUCGUAUUAUGGCCUGGGUGAGACUACCUGAAUUUCCAAUAGAAUAUGUUAAUACUUCAUUGAUUAAGAAUAUUGGGAAUUGGCUGGGAAAGUUCGUGAGAAUUGAUGCUGCCACUACUUCAUUAGCUAGAGGCCGUUUUGCAAGAAUGUGUGUGGAGUUAAAUCUGACUCAGCCUCUUCAAGUGGAGUAUAAGGUUGAGGGUAGAUUGAAAAAGGUAGAAUACGAGGGGCUGAAUCUCAUUUGUUACGGUUGUGGAAGAUAUGGUCACAGGUUGGAAAAUUGCCCAAAUAAAAUUUGUGGAGUUCCUGAUCAGACAAAUUCUGUAAUGGAAAAGGACUUGACUAGUCAGGAAACUGUUGUGGGAGAUGUUUCAGCUGCGGGUGUGGAAACUUCUAAAUUUGGCCCUUGGAUGCAGGUGUUGAAAGGGAGAAGGAAUAAAGGGAAUCAGGAUCAAAGAUCGGAUUUAAAGAAAGGGAAUAGGAAUAAGCCAGCUAUUCAGAUGCGAAAUUCAUUUACUAGUUUGAACAAUCAGAAUAUGCAGGCAGAGAAACAGGAUGAUACAGGGGGUGAGAACAUGAAUAAGGUGUCAAGUCUGAGGUCCCUUCAAUCCAAAGAUAAGAAGAAUGUGCCUGCUGCUGUUGAAAUGGUGGAAACUUCAUCACAAUUUAUCCUGGUGGGCAACCAAAUAGAAAACAGCAGUAUAACCCAGGAGCUGAAGAAGGGACAUCAUAGUCAGGAGUUAGUGAGUGAGAAAAUAUCUGAAAAGAAGAAUCAGUUGAGGUUGUCAAAGGAGAAUGGAGAAGCUAAUUGUGCUGAGAUGGUAAAUACUAACAGUACAGAAUAUCAUGGAAUGACUAAUAUGACCCCUGCCAUUCUGAAUCAUGAGUCUAAUGUUCAUGUUGUGAGAGGUGUGACUGGUCAACUGGAUCCUAAACCUCCUGACCCGAUGAUGGAGGAUUGUGAACAGGAUGCUGAUGCAAAAGAUAUGGAGGUUUUAGGUGCUAACGACAGCAACAUGUUGGGAGGGAAUGAAAAACAGGGAUUAGGGGCUGCUCGACGAGAGUUUGGUGAUGCCCUCAAAACUCUAGUUAAGAAGAAUAUGGUGGAUGUGGCUGUAGUGCUUGAACCUAGGACUCAAAGUGGGAUUUGUAAAAAUAUUAUGCAGAAAGUAGGAUUUGAAAGUUUUGUAGUGGAAGAAGCUCAAGGCUUUGCUGCAAUAUAUGUCAGUCCUUCCCAAAACAUCAGAAACAAUCUUUGGGAGGAUCUCAGGGCUCUUAGUAAUUCUAUAUCUGGUCCUUGGGUACUUGGAGGGGAUUUUAAUGAAAUUUCUUAUUCUCAUGAGAAGAAAGGAGGUACUAUAGCUGAUCCUGUGAAGUGUGCGAGAUUUGCUUCAGUGUUGGAAGACUGUAAGGUGGCUGAUAUGGGUUGUGAUGGCCCCUUCUUUACCUGGCAAGGUCCUAAGUGGACUAAUUUGAAGAGAGUUUACAAGCGGCUUGAUAGAGUUGUUGCUAAUGUAGAGUGGAGAAUGUUAUUUGAUGGAGCAAGAGUGUCUUCUCUGCCUAGACUCUUAUCAGAUCAUAAUCCAAUCCUUAUCAAGCUUUUUGAAGACCAGAGUAGUGAUAAAAAGAAGCCAUUUAGAUUCUUUGCUGCAUGGCAAGAACAUCAAAAUUUUGUUCAGUUUCUUAACUCAAAUUGGGAUCUGAAUUUUGACCUCCCUUAUAUGCUUCAUCGAUUGAUUCCUGAAAUCAAUGUGUGGAACAGAAGAGUCUUUGGUAAUAUUGAUAGGAAGAAAAAUUGGCUUAUCAAGAGGAUUGCUUAUAUUCAGGGUAGAAGGAAAGCUAAUGAUUCGGAUCACUUGCAUGCUAUGGAGAAAGAUUGUCAAUAG